Molecule: messenger RNA, 4743 nt
Organism: Prorocentrum cordatum
Lineage: Eukaryota; Dinophyceae; Prorocentrales; Prorocentraceae
Source: the annotation of a GenBank genome assembly
GCGACUCCCGCCGUCUGCCCGGCCCCCGAGCUGACGCAGGCUCAGGCGGGGCCUGAGGCGGACUCGCUCGGCGCCCUCGCGGCGGCGGUCCCUGGCGUGCUGGUGGCGCGCAGCUGGAGGCGUACCGCGCCUUGCGAGGCUGCUGUGGCCGAAUGCCCAAGGCUGCGGAGGCCGCGAUCGGAGGGCGUGAUGGCGCUGCCCCCGCGAGACACGGGGCUGGAGUGGUGGAGGCAGCUUCUGCCGGGCCAGCGGCUCAGCGUAAGAUGCAGUGACGAUCAGGUGAAGCAUGAGCGUGUGCUCCUCCACCCGAGCUUGCCGCCGGGCGCCCGGGCCGCAUGGGCGCCUGACGGCGCCGAGUACGAGGAGGACUACACCGGCGUGAGCCCGCGGGCGGGGUCCGAGGGCGCGGCCCGGAUGCCAGCAGGUGGAGGCGCGCCCGAGGGCUGGCCGCGGCCGGUCUACCGCUGUCGGGCGGCCCUCUCGGAGGAGGAGCUCAAGGCGGCGAUCAUGCGCGGCCGCGCGCUGGUGGAGGAGCGUCUGCCGGACCUCGCGCCCGGGCCGCCUGCUGAGGUAGCGGGCCCGGGCGACAGGCUGGUGGAGUGGGCGGACUUCUUCGGCGAGGCGAGGCGGCCAGCGUUGGAGGUCGAUUACGACGCGCGGGGGGAGAAGCACAAGCCCAUCAGGACCGCCUGCCGAGAGGGCCCGCAGGAGGCCUUCCCCGACCAGCCCAGCGAGGGGCCUGUAUCGGCCUUGUCGGUAUGCAAGAACAUGGAGCGCACGAACGGCGACCCCAGGUCCUGGCGGAGGGACUUCCUGAGGUCCAGGGGCGUCGGCGACAAUGACAGAGUGACGCAUGAGAUGCAUGUUCUCUGCGACAUCCUCUUCUGGGCCGCGGUCUACGACCAGGUGAAUCUAGGCGACCCGAUGUGCCUGGAGACGGCGGCCAGGAGGAUCGCGGGGCUGGUGGAGGUGUACUCCGAUCCAGCCAAGCCUGUGUGGGGCCGCGCCCGCCUGUACACUGGUGCUGCGUCCUCGGAUGGCAACGCGGAUCAGGCCUUGCUGCAGUUCGCCACCAGGAGGAUCAAGGAGCAGCGGGAGGCCCAGGCGGUGCUCUCGUAUGACAAGGGCCCGCGGCGCACCGAGGGCGACGGCACCACCGACGACGGCGGCAAGGGUCGGCUGGGGCGCCCGCCAUCGAAGAACACGAAGGGAGGGGUGACGCGGGGUCGGCUUGCCGCCUCGCGCAGUGCCAGGGAGCUGUUUCCGCUGCCGCGCUGGCGCCUGCCUGAGCUGCCUGUGGCCGACUCCGUUCGGAGCAUGGCCCUGCGGCGGCGCGAGAGGCUGGUGUUCAAGAUGGGUAACGAGGCGGUGGAUGCUCUGAACUGGCUUGCUGGUUGUCGGGGUGGACCGGCCUACUUCGAUCCCGACCCGAUGCAGCUUGAAGUUUUGGAGCGGAUCUGCGAGUUAGCCUCGCGGCGGUACCCAGGUCGUGAUGCUCUCAGUGAACGCGCGGCCGUCCGCCGGCUGCUGCGCGGGCAUGCACCGUACGAUGGGGCGGGAUGCCUCACCCGUGUCGCGCCUUUCAGAAAGGGCCUUGUUUCGUUGCCCGAGACAGUGGAGGGCUGCCCGCCGUUUGAGGACGUGGCCCCUCCAGAGGUCCAGAGAUUCCUGAAGGAGCAUCCCGAGCGCAUGCUGCGCGCUGACAGUCCCUCUUCUACCGUGACGCCUUACUUCUACCCCGCGCUGAAGCGCAGCGUGAAGACCUACAGGCAGUUCAUCAGCGACCUGCGCCGACGCGGCUUGGUCGGCUGGACCAUGUGCCCGCGUUGCCAGGUCGGCCUCUUCGUUGUCGAGAAGGACGGAGGUCAGCGGCUCAGGCUCAUCCUUGACGCCAGGCCCGCGAACCUUCUAUUCGAGCCGCCGCCGGGCGUCAGCCUCUUGAGCGUGGAGGGCCUCAGCCGUGUCGAGAUCGCCCUGCCAGAUGGCCUGGGCCCCUGGGGCGAGGAGGCGGAGCGGCUCCUCGGCAGCUGCUCUUUGCUCGUGGGCCUGGCCGACGUGAAGGACUGCUUCCACAGGUUGCGACUUCCUGGAUGGCUCUCCGAGUACUUCCGGCUACCCGUCGUGCCAGCGAACUUGCUUGGCGCGGAGGGCCAGAUCUGGGAAGGCAGGACACUGGAGGGGCACGAUCUGGUGAGUCCGUGCUGGGCCGUCUUCCCAAUGGGUUUCACGUGGAGCUUGUGGGCUGCCCAGCGGAUCAACGAGUACCUGGCGAGUUCCAUCUGCCCGCAGCUGCGCGAGAGCCCCCUUGCUGACCGUGGCAGGCCCCCCGUCUUCGGUCCCAGCGUCCCCAAGGGCCACGUCUCGCACUACGUGUACGUCGACAACCUGGGGGUGGCCUCCACCGACGAGCCCAUCGUCACCGAUGCGAUCGCGCAGCUGGUUGAGGGCUUCGACCAGCGCGGCCUCCUCCUCCACGGCAGCUCCGUGGGCACCGAGGUCGAGACGCUGGGCACCGAGGUUUCGGGGGCCCUCUGGAGGAGGAGAGUGGCGCAGAAGCGGUUCUGGCUCAUUCGACAGGCCCUGAACGGCCUCCUGCGACGCCGCCGCCUCACAGGCUGGGCGGUCGAGGUCCUGGUGGGCCACUGCGCGUUUGCGGGAUUGCUGAGCAGGGGUGCGUUGAGCGUAUUCCAUACGGGCUAUGCUUUCAUGCGGAAGUCAUGCGCCGAACCUAGUAUGCUGUGGCUCGAAGCCCGCCAGGAGCUCGAGACGUUCCGAGGCCUCCUCGUCUUCUUAGAGAGUGGCUGGACGCUGCAGUGGAACGAUUUGGUGGUGGCGACCGACAGCAGCUUGGAGGCAGGAGCUGUCUCGACCACCCGGUGGCCCCGAUCGCUGGUGGCCGAGGUGGGCCGCGUGCAGGAACGCGCCCGCUUCCGGGAGCCCGCGGCGGUCGAAACCGACGGUUCUGCCGGGGCAGCUCCUGCUGCCCGCCGCGGUGCGCGAGAGGCGGCGCUGGAGGCGGCUGGCUUCUGGCGCGACGCCGAUGGCGAGUGGCGGCUGGCCGAGGGCGCGAUCGACGACGACGAGCAGGCCGCUGCGUGGGAGGCAGACCCGUCCUUCCCCGAGGUGCCCGCCGCGGGCCUGGCGAGUAGCCGCUGGCGCACCGAUCAGGUGCAGCGCUGGCGAUUCGAGGAGGGCAUCCUUAUCAAGGAGGCCCGAGCACUGGUGAUGGGCGUCCGUCGCAUCGCCCAGUCUGUGUUCGGUGCCGCCUGCCGUCAGCUGAUUCUGUCGGAUAACAUGUCAGUUGUACUGUCUUUUAGCAGGAGUCGUGCUGAAGAGUUUGCUCUCCUCGUCCAGGUCCGCAGGUUUCAAGCCUACUGCCUCGCAAGGAAUCUGAAGGUGUCUGUGAGGACGGCGGCGGGGCGCCCCGCCGCCGCCGCCUGGGACUCCAGCGCGGCGGCCGCGUCUGCUGGAGAGGGCCGCGUCGGCCGAGCCUGCCGCGCCGACCUCCCGACAGCUGGUGGCGCGAGACUCCUGCCGAGACUCACCGCGGCCCAGAGAGCGCAGGACUGGCAGACCAGGUUGAGCUUGGUCGAGCUGUCGCCAGCGCCCAAACUGCCCGGGCACGGGCGCGACCUCCAAGCCCUCCCCCAGGAUUGGUCGCGCCCGAUCGUGGCCGGCAACGACGACGGCAGCAGCACCUCCGACGAUCAGCAGGUCGUGCCAGCCGGCGAGAGGCGCGAGAGGGGGCCGCUGAAACAGGCAGCUCGGAGGCGACGGGCUUGCGGCGCGGAGGCGUCGCAGGACAGCGCGGCGGUGGAGGGCCAGACGUUCUUGGAGAGGCGGUCGGUGUUCGGACCUGCGAGGAACCGCUACACUCGAGAGCUGGAGGCCUCCCCGGAUUAUUGCGACCAGGGCCCGCCGCGGGCCUUGACCAUGGCCUCAGAAAUGGACGAGGCGAUGGUCGACUACAUGAACCAUCUGUCCUUCGAAGGCCCCGAGAGCGCCAAGGGCGAUCAAUUCUCGAAGCAGGGCAAGGCCAAGACACCUCGGGCCUGGAGGUGCCUCCAAGGAUGGCGCAGGCUGGCGCCCGGGCGGAGCCGCCGCGCAUGGCCGUUGGCCCUCAGGUGCGGGCUCGCCUGGCGCAUGGUGGUGCGAAACGCGCUGCAGAUGGCGGUGUUCUUGCUCGCGAUGGUCUCCGGCUACUUCAGGCCCAGUCAUCGGCUGACGCUGGCGAGAGGCAACAUCAUCGCGCCUGCGAUGGGAGUGUGCCUUUGGUGGUCGCUGCUGCUGUUUCUAGACGACAAGCCCCAGAGAAGCAGGACAGAACUGUCGGACGUCGGGGUGAUGUUGGACAGCGGAUGUUUUCAGUGUGCCAUGCCUAUCUUCCGAGAGGUCGCCCGAGGGGAUCCCGAAGAAGAGGUGUGGGCGUUCAGUUACCCUCAGUUUUCGGCAGUGUUGAAGAAAGCGUUGAUCGACUUGCAGAUUCGAGAGCACAUUGUCCCUGAUCAAACCAGACACUCAGGGCCCAGUAUGGACAACGCUCGACGGUACAGAACGAUCGAGGAGAUGCAAAAAAGAGGGCAGUGGAAGCAUGCCAAGUCGAUGCAACGUUACGAGAAGACGGCGAGGUUGGGUCAGAGCUGGCCUCUCCUGCCGCCCCAGCCGCAAGGUAUUUUGACACAGUGCGAGCUACAUCUAGAGGACAUACUGCUCGGAAAAGGUGCAGAGACAAUUACCCUGUAA